AUGCUGCGUUCUCAUGUCCAGACGACUGACUGGCACAGAGUUGAUGAGGCUCUGCACGUGGGCGUGGCUUUGGGCGCAUUGAAUGAAUUGGAUGUAUAUCACUAUACCCUACGUCGGCUCCGACACGAAACGUGCACACUUGACCCACACUCGAACGCUGCGCAAGUCCUCUCUCACAUGCGGCAGAGUGGGACGAAACUCGAUGACUCAACACUCGCUCAGCUCAUGCACACACUGGUCGUACCUGUUCGUCGUGCUCACCGCAUGCAAGUCUCUCCGGACGACAUGCUCAGUGUCACGAGACCUGUGCGCCGUAUUCUGCAGACUUCGUUCCUCUGGAUCUGCGGCAGCGGAGCGAGCCGUGUACAUAAAGACAGUCAAAGCGAUGGCGUCGCUCUGCACACAUCGCGGACCCCCUUGUUUCGAUGUGCACUGUCCGAAAUGCUAGAGCUUGAACUUUUUCUCGCGUACGCUAACCACAUGGCGUUCGUGCGACACGCGCGUAAGCAUCAGCAGCGGUUCUUGCGCCAGCCCGAUCCACCCGUGCAUGUGCGAUAUACUGAGCCAAUUCGACGGAAAGUCGCAGCUAUUCGUCUAGCGCUGGAUCGAGAUCGCCGUGCUACAAUCGGCUCAUGCGAGCGCUCGAAAGACGAUCCAGAUCACUCGACGGCCCCCUUUAUUGCUAUGGAUAUUCCCUUGGUCCGCCUGGAUAUCACAUUGCAAGCUUCGCAUGGCGCGUGGGCACAGGCCUGUGACGAACUGCGUGCUUGGGUCGCGCGGGACACCUCCGCACCAGCGGUGUAUGAACAACGGCGUGCCAUCGUCACACUGUUCUCGUUCGCAUGCAAGCAUGGGCGUUUGUGCAGACUCUAUGAGAUGCUUGAUAUCCUGAUCAUUAGCGAACAAGGGCAUUUAUGGCGUGAUGGAGAGUCGAUGGCGCCUGGUGCGACACUUGUCCGGCUGUGGCUGCGAUUCGUCGGGGCUUGGACACACGGCGUGGGUGUGCGUUGCGGGAUGCAGAGACGCGAAGAAGUGGCCUUGGGCCCCUACGGAUGGACGCUCAUGUCCCAUGCACUUGAUGUUCUCAUGCGUACUGCAAUGCGCGUGCCCGUAUCAUGGGCAUGUGUGCUGGACCAUCCUGAGCGUUGCCGUGCUUUGGUCCGUUCAGCCGUGACGGCAAACGGUGACGUGGAUGUGAUCUUUGCGAGCCUGAAAGCCAUGAAAGCACCCUCGCGUGUAUGGCGCUGGGCGGAGCAUGCAUUGGAGCAAUCUUCAUUCAGCACAACUCGUUCGCAACGGACAUGCCCCAACAUGGCCGGUCACCAGGCGCCCACACAGCCAGGCCAUAACGACGGAGACCUCAGCCCCGUGUGCGAGCGUCGAAAUGAAUUACAUAAUCACACCUACCCACACGCCUCGCCUCUCAUAGGACUUAGUGAAGGGCAUCGCUAA
Malassezia globosa CBS 7966 is the source of this 1452-nucleotide messenger RNA. RefSeq lists its product as uncharacterized. Lineage: Eukaryota; Fungi; Basidiomycota; Malasseziomycetes; Malasseziales; Malasseziaceae. The transcript has a single exon. Bases 1 to 1452 code for a protein of 483 amino acids. The record is from RefSeq and is a predicted model, not a curated record.